AUGUUCGCAGGACUUGUUCACCCUAUCAUUCAUCUUGGGUUUGGGAUUGAGUUCAAGCAGCCUGACAUUGCUGCUCACGCUCUCGCACAGGCUUCAGUUCACAAGGAUUACCUUGCAGACUGUAUUGAAGAGGUUUCGUGGUUGAUGGACUUUGUGGGUGGAUUGCCGAGUUUGGAGGAAAUCACUAUCGAAGAGGAUUUAUUUGUGGGGAGUUCCAAUAUCCGCUGA
This is a messenger RNA of Penicillium samsonianum, 228 nucleotides long. RefSeq lists its product as uncharacterized. Gene Ontology annotation, molecular function: oxidoreductase activity. The transcript has a single exon. The record is from RefSeq and is a predicted model, not a curated record. Lineage: Eukaryota; Fungi; Ascomycota; Eurotiomycetes; Eurotiales; Aspergillaceae. The coding region runs from base 1 to 228 and encodes 75 amino acids.